Messenger RNA from Camelina sativa (false flax), 1196 nucleotides. RefSeq names its product phosphatidylinositol 4-kinase gamma 4-like. The record is from RefSeq and is a predicted model, not a curated record. Lineage: Eukaryota; Viridiplantae; Streptophyta; Magnoliopsida; Brassicales; Brassicaceae.
UAGGGCCAACUCGGCUAUUAGAUUUUUUGACUCCUCUCUUCUUUACUCACUCUCUCGCUCACAACAUCGUUGUUUGUCUGCGAUUUUUAGGAAACAAACACAUCUUCGGAGUUUCGUUCUAGGUUUUGAGAAACAGAGUGGUUUGAAAGAUGGAUGAUGAGGAGGUGGAGGUGUUUCCAAGGUUCACUGAGCUUCCAAGUCAGGUGGGUGCUCAUCUCAAAAAGAUGCUUGAUUAUUUGAAACAUGCCAGUCUUCAAGGUGUUCUGCCCCAGUUCAGAUCAUAUGAGCACAUCUAUAAAGUAUUAGACACAGAUGGUAAUCUGAGAUGUUUAUUCAAAACCGUAGUUGAUAAUCAAGAGGACUCAGCUAGAAAUGAAGCCAUUGUCUACCUGCUGGAUCACCCUGAGAAUGGUCACAGAUCAUUGUCUGAAGACAUAUAUGGCUUCUCUGGAGUGCUGCCAACACUGUUUGUACGACGGCUGAAGAUAGGAACCAACACAGUCACGGGUGCGUUGGUUGAAUUUGUAGAGCCCACGGUUGAAAUUGUUGAGGUUGAUGAUGCUCCUGUUGUGCCAAUGGACGAGAUUCAGAAGGUUGCGAUAGCAGACUUGAGAUUCGGGAAUACUGAUAGGAGUCUGGAUAAUCUUCUCCUUGCGGGAAACAACUCGAUUGUCCCAAUUGACCAUGAGAUGAUUUUUGACACUGAUUACAAUAUUUGCAAACCGUGUUGGCUACAUUGGUUGCGGGAUAGUGAAGAGUCAUUCUCUGAGCGUUGUGCCAACUAUCUGCAGCAACUAGACGCUGAUAAGGAUCUCGAGUUUCUUAGUACAUGUGGAUGGCAGCCUGGGCUGGAUUUCAUCGAGAAAUUAAAGGUCUUCUGCAUAUUUUUGAGGCUCGCUGUUUCUCAGGGAUUGACUGUUUUACACAUUGGUAAAAUGGCUUCUUUAAAAUGUGAAGAACCCAUAUUCAAUUUGAAAUACAUGGUUGAUGGAGUUACGAGGGAUGAUGGCAAGUUUUUCGAAAGUGUAGAGAGCCAUUUGAAAGAGCUCCUGAGGGAAUAUUACGAGAGUAUUUGAGUAACAGAUGCAAGAUGAAGGAAAGGAAGGAGAUGGGACCAUGGAGGCGUAUUUAGGGUUUUGGUUUGAGUUGUAUUUUUGCUUAAUGAAAUUGGAUUUUUAGCUGCUUAUGAUGUUUAG